AAAUAUCUAAGCAAUUAUCUACUCAAAAGAGUUCGCUGCGUAUAUAGACAACAGCGUCGAAAACGAGCUCGCAGUUAUGGAGCUCCACGUUAUAUGUUCUGCUUCGUCUGCUUGUAAUGUGCUUUCUUGGGUACAUCGUCGUGUUUACCUUUGGGAGAAAAACUAUAGAUAUAGGUCUGGUAUUAGGAACAUAAGUAUCCUACUGAAUGCCAAACUGGAAAAAGGAUAUACCUUAGGGAGUGUGAGAGGCCGCAUUAAUUGUUUGAAUAAACCGGAGAGUGAUGGCAGCUCUCCACCCCAAACUAUUGGAAGCGGUGCAAAGGUGAUUUAUGCUGCUGCUCCUGCCUUGGGUCACAAUAAGGAAUCGCAUCCAGAAUGCAACUCCAGAGUUCCUGCAAUUCUGAAUGCUCUGGAGAAGAUGGAGUUGACUUCAAAGCACCGAGGUUCUGAUAUCAUUGAACUGCAAACAUUUAGACCUGCUACAAUAGAUGACAUAACAAGUGUUCAUGCCAAAGCCUAUGUCUCAGGCCUUGAGAAGGCUAUGGAUCAAGCUUCAGAGGAAGGUCUAAUUUUUAUUGAUGGAUCUGGACCAACUUAUGCCACUUCAACAACAUUCCAAGAGUCCUUAAUGGCAGCUGGAGCUGGUAUUUCUGUGCUUGAUUCAGUGGUAGCUGCAUCGAGAGUCAGUCAGGACCCUCCCAUCGGUUUUGCACUCAUACGGCCCCCAGGGCAUCAUGCUAUUCCCAAGGGGGCCAUGGGAUUUUGCGUGUUUGGAAAUAUUGCCAUUGCAGCACGCUAUGCUCAGCGUGUGCAUGGGCUCAAGCGUGUUUUUAUCAUUGACUUCGAUGUUCAUCAUGGAAAUGGAACCAAUGAUGCCUUCUAUGAGGAUCCAGAUGUAUUUUUUCUUUCAACUCACCAGGAUGGAAGUUACCCUGGUACAGGAAAGAUAGAGCAGAUUGGUGCUGGGCAAGGUGAAGGAUCAACAUUAAAUCUACCUUUACCGGGAGGAUCGGGUGAUACAGCCAUGCGAAAGGUGUUUGAUGAUGUUAUUGCACCAUGUGCACAAAGGUUCAAACCAGACAUAAUCCUUGUCUCAGCAGGAUAUGAUGCACACAUGUUGGAUCCCCUAGCCCAUCUGCAAUUUACAACAGGAACAUAUUACAUGCUCGCUUCCAACAUUAAGCAACUUGCGAAAGAUCUGUGUGGGGGACGUUGCGUUUUUUUCUUGGAAGGAGGAUACAAUCUCGACUCUCUUUCCCAUUCGGUGGCAGACUCAUUUCGUGCUUUUCUUGGGGAACCAAGCUUGGCUACAAUGUUGGAUGAUCUUUCUUUCUUAUAUGAAGAACCAUCUACCAAAAUAAAGCAAGCAAUAGAGAAAAUCAAGCACAUACAUUCUCUCUGAACAGAGUUCAGGUACAUGAGUAAUUUCUUUGACAUUUGACUAAAAUAGCAAGAAAGAGCCACAGAGAAAUUGCAUGUUAAACAUCAAAUGCCUCAAGUUGUACAUCCUUAGACUUCAAAGGAACAUAUUCUCCAUCGUAAUCUUCUAGAUGAUCUGCCAAUGAGGACUUGUCAAUAUUCUCAUGGUGAUAUGACUUGCAGAUGAGGUAGAUGAUAGUCUGGAUGGUGAGUCCAUAGAGCAUCAAAAUUGCCAACAACAACACAAACAAAAUUGCAUACCAUACACUCCCUGUAAAUCCACCUCCAUAGCCAAGCACCACAAAGUACUCAAACCCUGUCUGAAUUCCAAUGAAAAUCGUGUUCAAAAGCAGGAAAAUGAGGGCGGAUAUACCCAGUUUACCCUUGAUGAGGCCCUUGCUCUUGAUGAUGGCGUCCAGGCCAUGCACAUCUUCAAGCACAGACACCACACUGGCCAGAUGAUAUAUAACCGUGAUAUACACAAACCCGGCCAUGUACAUUAGCAUUAGAAGUACAGCACCAAACAAUCCAAAUCCUCUAGGCCCCAUCAUUAUGAGCCAGAGAAUUAGAAUGGUAAUAGUGAGGAUGUUGUAAGCAAAAAGAAUGAGAAAACUCCAGAGGAAAGUUACCAUGAGGCGUUUCCAGACCUUAGGGACAACAGACAUGAUCUUCUUGAAGGAAAUUUCCUUGGAGGUGUAGAUGCAGGCAAUGGUGUAGACAACCGCGGAGGUGGAGAGGAGGGCAAGGACGAGGAAGAAGAUGAAGUAGGCUAUCUUGAAGAACCAGAAGGCGGUCCAUUCAGAGGUAAGGACAUCAGAGAUCUUGUCGUACGUCUGGGUGCCCUCUUGGAUCCUGUCCAGAAUAUAUUCAUCACGGAGGAUGUCGGUGAAGAUGAUAUCAGAGAUCUCAAUAUGUGCUAGGUAAAUGAAGGAGAGAGGGAUGAUCAUGACCACUGUUAUCUGAAAGAAAAUCUUCUUCAUUGCUGAAACCACGCCCAAUGAUUCUUUGAAUAUGUCCAAGAACCCAAGAAACUGAAUCUCGUCUUGUUCCUUGUCCAUUAUGAGUAAUCUCAGAUAUCAGAUGAACGAACAAAGGAAUAAUCAAGAAAGAUAAAAAAAAAAGGUUUUUUCUUUCUCGAUAAUCUAUUUCUAUUGAGGAAGGAAGAUGAAAUGAUCUAUCUAUAAUUGGUUAGGUCAUAUGCAAAAGCUGGAUUUGGAAUUUAUUUAUUUAUUUUAGAAUUAUGGGAUGGGAUGGUGUAAAAUGGGGUGAUUCGAUGCGGCAAAGCCGAAAAUUUUAGCCCCAAGAAACAAAUGGAAAAUCAUGAGCAGACAAAGAUGUGUUAGUUACAAAGGUGACAUCAGGUUCAUCUUAUUCUUUAGUCUAA
Molecule: messenger RNA, 2803 nt
Organism: Ipomoea nil (Japanese morning glory)
Lineage: Eukaryota; Viridiplantae; Streptophyta; Magnoliopsida; Solanales; Convolvulaceae
Product: histone deacetylase 14
Exons: 10
Coding region: 77-1402 (441 amino acids)
Biological process (GO): chromatin organization
Cellular component (GO): histone deacetylase complex
Molecular function (GO): histone deacetylase activity
Source: RefSeq, a predicted model, not a curated record